AUGUACGGUCAGGAACGCGGCCGCAGAGCACUUGGCCGGGCCCAGCUGGCUGCUGCACCUGUUCCUGGCCCCUGGCCAGGGCUGACGGCGUACAGUGUCACCCUUACCCUACAAGAAGCAGUGGCACUAACGGCCACCGUGGUCCUCCUCCCCGAGUUGUGCGUAUGUGUGACGGGAAAUGCUGACUCCCAUCGCCUCCGCAGCCCAGCACCGCUGCCCUCCAUCUGUCACUGUGGCUCUGACCAUGCUGCCACCUUUGAGUGGGACCCUGUGGAAAUUGGUGUCUAUGAAAAAUAUAAGAAAGAAGAUGAUUCAAACCAGAAAAAACGCCUACACCCGCAUCUCCAGAGAGCACAUAGUCAAGAAUUGGGAGAUGAAAAAAUUCAGAUUGUCACACAGCUCAAAUUGGUAGAAAAUCGAGCGAGACAGAUGGAGUUCAAUCAGUGUCUCCAAGAUCCUGCUGAAAGUGAAUGAGCCUCAGAUAAGAUGGAUUCUACCCAACCAGAAAGAUCUUCAAGAAGACCCCGGCGACAGCGAGCCAGUGAAAGCCAUGAUUUAUGUCCCAUGACACAUGGGAUUGAAGAUUGUGACGAUCUGCCACCUAAAGAAAAGAAAUCUAGGUCAGCCAAGAAAAAGAAACGCUCUAAGGCCAAGCAAGAAAGAGGAGCUUCACCUGGUGAGUUUACAAUAGACCCCAAUGAACCUACGUACUGCUUAUGUAACCAAGUGUCUUAUGGGGAGAUGACAGGGUGUGACAAUGAACAGUGUCCGCUUGAAUGGUUUCGCUUUUCACAUGUUUCACUUACAUCUAAAGCAAAAGGGAAAUGGUGUUGCCCAAAAGGCAGGGGAGAUGAUGAGAAGGCAAUGGACAAAAGUGCUGAAAAGACAAAAAAGAGAGAAGAUCCAGACCUUUUGGGAGAGGACCUGAAGUGCCCCUGCACACUGCCUGCAGGCAGAUGCACCAAGAAGUGGAAGUCUGAACUCACAGUGGCCCAAGGCCACAUGAAGGACCUGGAGUCCCUGUUCCACCAGAGCGAGGUGGAGCUGGCCGCCGCACUCAGUGACAAGCGCAGCCUGGAAGCAGACAUGGCAGAGCUCCGGGCACAGGUGGCCAAGGACGGUCACGCUGUGGCCAAGCAGCAGAUGGAGAAGGAGACACUGAUGCGUGUGGACCUGGAGAACCGCUGCCAGAGCCUGCAGGAGGAGCUGGACUUCCAGAAGAGCGUGUGUGAGGAGGGAGUGGACGAGACGCCAAGGGAGCCGGAGAGACUGGAAACAGACCCCCAAGGGAGCCUGAACCUAGGAGGACCCGUGGAGAGAACUGUGGGCGACUCCAGACCCACGAGGGAACCCGGGAACACACUCAUGGGGGACCCUGAAAUUACGAAGGCACCUGUGGCGGGACCCGUGGGUGAACCCAGGCCCGUCAGGGAACGCGGGUGCACGCCCACGUGCGAGCCUGAGAUUACUGAGGAACCCGGAGUCCCGAAGGAAGCCGGGCAGAGCCCCGUCGGGGAGUCCAGGCGCAUGGAGAAACCCGGGCAGCGGCCUGGGAGGAAGCCGAAGCUCGGGGAGGAGGCUGUGGAGACUCCCUCGGGGGUGUUGGAAACCAUCGGGAGACCUGUGAAGAGGCCCAGGAGGGAGCCAGAGCCCAUGAAGGAGCCCCUGAGGAGGCCGGGGAGGGACCUGAAGCCCGCGAGUGAACCUGUGCAGAGACUUGUGUGGGAGCCACGCGGGAGGAAACCCGAGUUCAGGAUGGAGACCACAGAGAGGGCCACGGAGCCCCUCAAGGAGCCUAUGAGGAGACUCCCAUGCGGACCUCAAGCUGGGGGGCCCACAGAGAGACCUGGGAUGGAGCCUGACCCCGUGACAAAACCCGAGGAGGGACCUGCGAGGGAACCCAGCCCUAUAGAGGGCUCUGCACUCCUGCAGGAGCCCACCGGGAGACUCCCCAGAGAGCCGGUGGAGAGGCUCACAAAGGCCACUGUGAAGAGACGCAGAAGGGGAUCUGCGUGGGGACGUGGGAAGAACCCCACAAAGCGCGUAGUGAAGAGAGGUGGGGACAUGGCCCUGAGGGCAGCCAGGAGGGUGCCCCAGAAGGAGUCCUGGCUGAAGUCCCCAAAGGGCACCCUGCAGGAGGUGCGGGAGACACGGAGGAGCCACGAGCGCCGCCUGGUCGAGGUGGACAGCAGCCGGCAGCAGGAGUACGACUUCAAGAUGGCACAGGCGCUGGAGGAGCUGCGCAGCCAGCACGACGAGCAAGUGCGGCUGUACCGGCUGGAGCUGGAGCAGACCUACCAGACCAAGGAAGUGGCUGUGAGAGCUGUGAAGCAGACCUCGGCCGUGCAGGAGAACUGGGAGGAGGACGAGGAGGACCAGGAGGACGAGGAGGACGAGGAGGACGAGUUCGGCGAGGAAGAUCUUUUCCACCAACAGGUUGACCCUUGGACCAUGGCAAGGGGCUGCCUCCUGAUGUAACCCCACAUGACCCUCCUGCUCUUGAAGUGCUAUUAUGAC
This is a messenger RNA of Octodon degus (degu), 2517 nucleotides long. RefSeq lists its product as uncharacterized. Lineage: Eukaryota; Metazoa; Chordata; Mammalia; Rodentia; Octodontidae. Gene Ontology annotation, cellular component: nucleus. The record is from RefSeq and is a predicted model, not a curated record. Gene Ontology annotation, biological process: positive regulation of DNA-templated transcription.